AUGUUAAAUAAAACUUGGAAUGGUUUACAUCCAAGUUCAGCAUUAAACCUAUAUAGAGUAUUAAUUCGACCAAAAUUAGAUUAUGGCUCUUGGAUAUUUAGUAACAGUAGAAAAAUUCAAGAUUUAGACAAGAUUCAAUAUCGAUGUCUUAGAAUAUGUAUAGGAGCAAUGAAGUCAACGCCAACAAAUGUAUUAUUAUUGGAAAGUGAAGAAAUGCCAUUAGAAAUAAGACGAAAGCUCUUAUGUGAUAAAUAUAUUUUGAAAAACAUAAUAAAUAAUGAAUCUGUGUUGAAUUACAAACUGAUGGAAAUAUGGAGAUGUAUAGACAGGAGCACAUAUUGGAUAAACAAAAAAGUACCAGACAUUCUAACCAGCUUUCAAUUUUUAAAGGAUUAUAGGAAAUUUAACGUAGUCCAUGGAGUUCAUCCAUACUAUGAAAAAUUGUAUUAUAAUAAAAGAACGAUUGUAGUCAAAAAAGAGUAUAAAAAGUGGAUAGAACACGAUGGACCUAAUAGUAUAAUUUUAUAUACGGAUGGGUCGAGAAAUAAUGUUUCACAUAGAGUUGGAUGUGCAAUAUGGAUUGAAAAGGAAAAAAUACCCAUAUGUUAUAAACUCCCGGAGUUUAUUUCUAUUUAUUCGGCAGAACUAAUAGCUAUUCGUGAAGCUGUUAGAAUAGCUAAAAUGAAUAAGUAUAAAAAAACUAUGAUUUUAACAGAUAGUUUAAGUUGUGUAAAUAAAUUAGAGAAGUUCAUGAAUACAAUAGAAUUUGAAGAAAAAAUAUAUUUUGAAAUAUUGAAUGAUAUAGAGAUAAUUACAGGGAUGGGAAAUAACAUAAAUAUUGGAUGGGUACAAGGUCAUAUAGGUGUGGAAGGAAACGAAAAGGCUGAUGAACUGGCAAAAACAGCAAGUGUAAGCGGACAAGAAUAUAAUAAAUUAAAACAGAGGAGAGAUGGAAAGAAGUAUGGAGAGAAACAUCGCAAAGAAAAGGAAGGCAUUACAAAUUAUAUAAUGACUGUUUAUCGAUUAAACCAUGGUUUGAGGAGUUUAAAAAUGAAGAAAGAAGUUUUAUUGUCACCAUCAGUAGGAUAA
Messenger RNA from Ctenocephalides felis (cat flea), 1089 nucleotides. RefSeq lists its product as uncharacterized. The transcript has a single exon. Lineage: Eukaryota; Metazoa; Arthropoda; Insecta; Siphonaptera; Pulicidae. The record is from RefSeq and is a predicted model, not a curated record. Bases 1 to 1089 code for a protein of 362 amino acids. Gene Ontology annotation, molecular function: RNA-DNA hybrid ribonuclease activity; nucleic acid binding. Gene Ontology annotation, biological process: DNA replication, removal of RNA primer.